Messenger RNA from Rodentolepis nana, 1563 nucleotides. Lineage: Eukaryota; Metazoa; Platyhelminthes; Cestoda; Cyclophyllidea; Hymenolepididae. The record is from the annotation of a GenBank genome assembly.
AUGCUCAACGAUCUUUCCGUGCGUGCUAUUGAUGAGGAUAAGCUAUCUGAUUGCAGCGGUUAUGACAUCCUUGCGGGGGAUGCAUCAAAACCGUUCGAAGAUGAAUACCUGAUUGGUGGCGCUUUUUCCGAACCUGAAGUGCUUCCAAGCCUUCAAAAUCGAUGGUAUCGUCGCAGAAGGCGUGCCCACAGACGGUGUGAUGUAGUCCGAAGCCAACGCACUGUCGUAGUGGUAAAACAACCUAAAAUUGACCUUGAUAAAAUCAUGGUUGUCGCCUUUGAUAAGAUUCAUGCAACUGAUGGCGCUCAGGAAUCCGUUGCCGUCCAAACGUCACCCCAGGGAGAUGGAAGCAAAGACGUGGACAUAAAGAAGAUAAAUGACGGGCAAUUAAGGAAUACUCUUGGACGUGGAACUGCUUUCUGGCGAAAAGGCAAGGCUUAUAUAGAUGAUAAAGCCAGUGAAUCCAGUGUUAAAUCAGGAGUUCAGCUAAAUAAACGAAAUCAUCCAUCAGAAAGCGCAUUGAAGAAACUGUUACGAUUUGUAAAGCCAUCGGGUCGGUCAAACUCUAAUGAUGGUGCUCCAGCGACACGGAUCUUUUCAGGUCGAACCCUGGAUAGAGGCACGGUUGCCUUUACCUCUUCUCAACACCCAAGUCUUUGCAAUCCAUUUGCACGUCCUCCUUUUCCCGAAGGUGUCAGUACUGCUCCGGUCCACAAUCUCACUUUUGGAGGUGCUCCGAGGUCUCAUUUUGUGCGAUUGCAUUCAAGCCAACACCAAAAUACACAAUUCAUAGUUGAUAUGGAUAACCCCCAGGUCGUCAUUCCUCAAACCCUCAAUCUCAACUCAGAUUCUGCUCUUUUAUAUGCCAACACAAUACCUAAACAGGUCUUCCAAAUACCUUUUGCUCAAACAGCAGUAAGUCAUCAACCUACAAGUCCUAUAUUACAAUUUUCUGGAAUGCAGGCAGUACAACCAUCACUUUCCAAGACUACUCAGCUAGACGAAGGAAACUAUGUAUCAUUGGGAAGGCAACAAAACUACGCAGAACUAACAUUUUCACCCACUGGUGUAGGUCCCUCAGAGGUAGUUAUGCUACCCAAUAGCGCGGACUCUACUCUAACUCACAUACCUCCACCUAUGGCAACACUCAGUCUCUCGAAACUCAAAUCGGUACUCUCUUCUUGUCCUCAGAAUCCACAGACAACUUUAUUGUCUCCUGAAGCUACUAUAGAGACCUGUGCCGUCUCAACAGCAGGCUCGUUUGUUGCACCGGGACCUGGUAAUAAUGAUAGAGAGGGAACGAUCAAUCAAUUGUAUGACUUAAACCUUAGUUGUUGCUCAGCUGCCUAUGAAACAGUCUCUGAUGUAAAAAAUUCCAAAGUUCCGGGAUCGAGUGAUACGGCAUCUUCAAAAAGUGAUAGGAAAGUAUAUGAAGAUGCUGAGGCAUUAUAUCGACACCUUUCAAACGUGAAAGUCCUUGAUGAAGUUGGAUCAUCUUUAAUGUUGCCAAAUCACCAUUCGCCGCCAGAGCCGACCAGUACUCCUCAUUCGGAUGCAUUCUGA